AUGUCGUCCAAAUUCUCGCAAAAGAGCCUCCUCGGGCUGUCUCUGGCAGCUCUCGGCCUGGCUGUUCCAGCAGUUGCCGAUCCUGGAUUCAACUACGGAGGUGAUAUGGUUCGCGGUGUCAACCUGGGUGGCUGGCUAGUACUGGAGCCUUGGAUUACUCCCUCGAUCUUCGAUGAUGCCGGCGAUGCUGCCGUGGACGAGUACUCCCUGUGUGCAACUCUCGGCGCCGACCAGUGCCGUGCCGUGCUGUCUCAGCACUGGGCUUCCUUCAUCACCCAGGAUGACUUCAACCAGAUCGCUGCCGCAGGAAUGAACCACGUCCGUAUUCCCAUUGGCUACUGGGCCCUUACCCCUAUCGAGGGCGACCCCUACGUUGAUGGCCAGCUCGAGUACCUCGAUGCUGCCGUUGGCUGGGCUCGUGCCUCCGGCCUGAGGGUUCUCAUUGAUCUUCACGGUGCCCCCGGAUCCCAGAACGGAUUCGACAACAGCGGAAAGCGCGGCGCCAUCGAAUGGCAGCAAGGUAACUCCACCGAGCAGGCGAAGGAGGCCUUCAAGGCAUUGGCUGCCCGCUACGGCGGCGAUGCCGACGUCGUCACGGCAGUCGAAGCCCUGAACGAGCCCAGCAUCCCCGGUGGUAUCAACGAGGACGGCCUGAAGCAGUACUACUUCGACUGCUGGGGUGUUGCCCGCGAGGCCAGCCAGGACACCACCGUCGUCCUGCACGACGGCUUCAUGCCCACCGAGUCCUGGAACGGCUUCAUGAGCCCCGCGGCAGGCGUUUACUACGUCAUGAUGGACACUCAUCACUACGAAGUCUUCGACAGCGGCCUUCUCGCUCUGGACGCUAGCUCACACGUCCGUACUGCCUGCAACUUCGUCAAAGACCACGUCCAGACCUCCGACAAGUGGACUAUUGUCGGCGAGUGGACCGGUGCCAUGACUGACUGCGCCAAGUACCUCAACGGCAAGGGCAUCGGUGCCCGCUACGACGGAACUUACCAGGGUAGCAGCGCUAUCGGUAGCUGUGAUGGCAAGUUUGUCGGUACUGUUGAUGCUCUUCCCGCCGCAGACCGUGACAACAUCCGCCGCUUUAUUGAGGGCCAGCUGGAUGCCUACGAGAAGGGCAGGGGCUGGUUGUACUGGACCUGGAAGACUGAGGGUGCUCCUGAGUGGGAUAUGCAGCAGCAGCUUGCUGCUGGUGUCUUCCCUAAUCCCGUUGACACCCGUGCGUUCCCUGGCCAGUGCUAA
Penicillium argentinense is the source of this 1248-nucleotide messenger RNA. It is a transcript of the gene exg1, whose product is annotated as glucan 1,3-beta-glucosidase. The record is from RefSeq and is a predicted model, not a curated record. NCBI's taxonomy places the organism in Eukaryota, Fungi, Ascomycota, Eurotiomycetes, Eurotiales, Aspergillaceae. Gene Ontology annotation, biological process: glucan catabolic process. Bases 1 to 1248 code for a protein of 415 amino acids. Gene Ontology annotation, cellular component: extracellular region; cell surface. Gene Ontology annotation, molecular function: glucan exo-1,3-beta-glucosidase activity. The transcript is spliced from 3 exons.